[Torrubiella] hemipterigena is the source of this 6928-nucleotide messenger RNA. The record is from the annotation of a GenBank genome assembly. Lineage: Eukaryota; Fungi; Ascomycota; Sordariomycetes; Hypocreales; Clavicipitaceae.
UUUUACUCUAUCCAAACUCCUAUGCUCAUCCGGGCCGCUGUAUUUUCUCUUCAAACUCUCCAACGCACGCCGCGCACUUAACACACCCCCGCCUUUGCUGCCCACGGAAAAGCUUAGCGGCCCGCCAGCUAAAAGCUGCCCUCGUUCGACCCGCCCAUCUUCAGCAUCUCCAAAAAUCUACCCUUCCCGAGACCCGACCACCACCAUCACCAAACGACGAUCUUCCGCGCCUGGAAAGCAGCCUCGCCUAGCAACUGGAGUCAUCUUCUCCCCAGUAUCGACCAAUCUGAAUUGCUAGGCACGCCGUGCUCAGGCCCGUCGUUGACGAUGCGUCAGACGCAUGGCGGGCGUCGCGAAACCCAAGCAGACGAAAGCUCUGGUGAAGCGGAGAGAGGACGUGGUAAACUGCUGCCGCCUCUGUCGUUGCCCAAGAAUCGCAGCACGGGAAACCUGGCUCUCUCAGCUGACACAGUCGAUCGGAGCCGGUACCGCAUGUCAUUUGAGGGCUCGUCAUCUGGCUUGGACCAUGACCUUACCAUAACGCCAGUCAUGGCUGACCAUGAACACGGUCUUGGCCUGUCCGGCCUUCGACGCAUCCGACAGCACCCUCCUUCAAGAGCACCGACGAUGCCAAAUUCGAAUGCAUCUUCUCGAAGUCCGUCCGUCGUUACUCUGUCCAGAUCUACUUCAAUGAGCGCCACGCUUGCCCCGCCCCCUCCAAUGUCCCUUACGGCUGGUCCGACAUCACCCAGUUUCUCAGAAGACUUGACGCGAUUUCCUUCCGAAUCCCUUCACUCCUUCUCAUUCGCACAUCAAUCCGAAGACUUUUUGCAUAACCGACAAAGCGUCUUGAAACGAUCUAUCGAAUUUAUGAAGGACCGUAUGGGAUGGUCGGUCAAUACAACUCAAGCUGGUCUUGCUAGUGCCCAAGCUAGAGUGACUGGGGAUAUCGAUACACAGAAUAUGCUCGAACUUCUCGCCAGAGCACAGAUAAUCGGAGCUGGUAACUUGCCUAACGUAGAUGAGGCGGUGGCUGCUCCUUUGACAGGACCCGCGGAUAUGUCGGCUGAGAAUGUCUUUGAAAAACAUUUUCUACCUACAACCCUAACAGAAGAGCCCGAUGAGAUAGACGAGAUGGGAUCACCAGUUGAAAUACGGACUAAAUCACGGCCAGCUCGAGAUAACGAUGACCAAGCGCCGCCAUCCCCCCGAUCAAAACCUGCGGACGCUAAUCAAGGCCCCAAGGAAGCUACUAUCGUGGUUGAUGCAGCAUCUCCACGACCGCAGCGACCAACAAGCCUGACCCGAACUAUGACCGAUGUGUAUGCCGCCUCUAUUCAAGAAAAGUUGAUGGACACAAUAGGCCAACCUUUCUUGACUAGUCAGCCCAGCUACGACGAUCAGGUUAUAUCGCCAACACUUACUCCGCAAUUAGCAUCCUCAACCAAGUUCCCGAGUGCUAUUAACCCCGCUGUCCAUGGUCAUACAAAUAGAUGGGUUCCUGCCGCACAAGCUAUUUUCACAACAGAAUCUAAACCCCCGUGGACGAUCCUAGCUGCUAAUGAUCUCGCGUGUCUGUUAUUUGGUGUAACCAAAGCAGAGGUUCGCAAGAUGGGUAUUUUGGAAGUUGUACAAGAAGAGCGCAGAGCAUGGUUGGAAAGAAAGCUACAAAAUCCGGACCAAAUCGCCGGUUCUGGCCGAAAUUCUCCAGUACCAGUACCACCAGCACCGACUACAAACGCCCUUCUCAGCAGUCGAUCUGGAAUCACAGCCCAGUUACUGAGCAAGCCAAACUCGCGGUCUCAGUCCGCAAAGUCAAGCCCUCGACGAGCCCAAACUGUCCAUAGCGGUGACCCAGCUCCACCAACAGUCCGAGGUACUGGGAACCAUCGUAGCAGCUUAUCUCGUGGUGUAUUGCUCUGUGGUGAUGUGGUACCCAUUCAAAAACGAAAUGGUGCCACUGGCUCAGCCAGUUUGUGGGUUAAAGAGAAACGGUUUGGCCUUAUCUGGGUUGUAGAGGAAAUCCAUGAGGACGUUGCGAAUGUUAUCCUAGACGAGGAUGGCAUUGUGAAAAGCAUAUCUGGUUCAACAGAGCCGAUUUGGGGACUGAAGGAUGUCAAGCCCCAGACUGAUAUUGCAACACUGAUCCCUCGGAUACCAAGGCAAGGCUUUGACCCUACAACUGGCGAGGUUGAUUUCGCCCAAACUACCAAGCGCAAGUACUUUACUUGCCCAAACCGCAGAGAGGUCAAUCUCCCUUGCAUGGUAGAGCAAGUUAGAGGAAAGCUUGAGCUACGAGUUUCAACAUUCCCCCAUAUGGCGGGUAUCAUUGUAGUUGAUCCUUCAACGUUCAACAUCAAGAGCUCUAACGCUGUCUUCUGUGGUGCAUUAUUUGGAUUUGAAAAGCCAGAUGGCAUGCAUAUUACGGCCUUGAUUCCUGAUUUCGACAAGGUUGUUGCAACACUCACCCACGAGGAUGGUCUACAGCUGUUAGAUGGAAUGGUUAUCCCUGAACACCGUUUUCGACGAGCUGCAGCCUUCACGGCUUUGAAGGAACAGAAACCCGACGCAGCUGCCUCGUUCCUACAACCAGACGGACUGUUAGCCAAACAUCGAGACGGGUCCGACUUGAAGAUCGAUGUGCAGAUGAGGGUAGUGGAAAGUGAAAAGCAGACGCCGCUGGCCCAUGAAACCGUUGAGGAACACAACGAUGAAGAUCAAGACGAUAGCAAUGCUAGAAGUGAAAGGUUCACUGCCCAGCGAACUGAAAUGGUUUUUGCUCUCUGGAUUACAUACUCACGCCAUAUUCAUGCUUCGGCAAACAGAUUCGACUUUAACACGACGCAGGAGUCUGGCAUUUCUACACCAUUGCAUCAGCCGUCGCCUGGACAAACCCCAGCCCGUACACCGCUUGAGCUGUCCUCCGAUUCAGAUGAGUCGAAAGAGAAAGCCACGCGGAAGACUCCCUUAUCUGGCCAAGUGAUACAAGAGACUACCAGCAAGGCGCAACCCAGUGACGGCCAAGAUUCGACCGCCCCAGUGGCAGAAGAUUCGACUACUGUCGCAGACCCUAAUCGCAAAAAGACCAUUGCAGACUUUACAAUAUUAGAAGAUAUGGGCCAAGGUGCCUAUGGUCAAGUCAAAUUGGCUCGAGACAAGCAAACUGGCAAGAAGGUUGUACUCAAAUACGUUACGAAGCGUCGCAUCUUGGUGGAUACGUGGACUAGAGAUCGCAAGCUCGGUACAGUGCCUCUGGAGAUUCAUGUUCUCGAAUAUCUACGACGACCCGAAUUCCGCCACCCCAAUAUUGUCGAAAUGGAAAGCUUCUUCGAAGACGACGUCAACUAUUAUAUCGAGAUGGCUCCCCACGGCCUUCCUGGCAUGGAUCUCUUUGACUAUAUUGAGUUGAGAGCAAAUAUGGACGAGUCAGAGUGCCGAAGCAUCUUCGUUCAAGUGGUACAAGCCAUUGAUUUCUUGCACACUCGAGCUCUUGUUGUACACCGCGAUAUCAAGGACGAAAACGUCAUCUUGGACGGAGAAGGAAACAUCAAACUCAUUGACUUUGGAAGCGCUGCAUAUAUUAAGAGUGGGCCAUUUGAUGUCUUUGUUGGUACUAUUGACUACGCUGCACCAGAAGUAUUGGCAGGAAAGCCGUACGGCGGCAAAGAACAGGAUGUCUGGGCCCUGGGCAUCCUUCUCUACACCAUUAUAUACAAGGAGAACCCCUUCUACAGCAUAGACGAAAUCAUGGAUCGGGAUUUACGAGUCCCGUAUACCCUCAGCGAUGAGAGCAUUGACCUCGUCCGUUGCAUGCUCAACCGCGACGUUGACCAACGAUAUACAAUCACUCAGGUAACAGAGCAUGCAUGGUGCCAGACGAAAUGAAGUACAGAAGAAAUGGACGAUAAUUGCAUAAGCGGCGAUAGAGCGCAGCCGUAGAGUUGCUUGCGCCUCCCGUUACGAGGCUACUUAUCAUGACAGGGCAGAGCGAACGGAUGGUACAUAUGGGGUGGAAUUCUGAUACCAAGCAACAUCAGAUUAUAAAACAAUACAAGCUCCGGAUAUAGAGCCGGGAUGGACUACACAUUGGCGAGGAGUAUUUUGGCCUCAUCUUUCAAACCGAUCUUGCUACCACAUUUUUAUUUAAAGAACAUAGUCACGGCGUAUACAGCGAAAAGCGCAAAUGAUACAUAUCAAGUAUUUUAACAUCUCUUCCUUGGUCUAGACUGCCCCAUAAAUCCUAAUAGGAGAAACUGCAAGAGCAUUAACUAUAAUUCAGCUCUGCGUUUGCUCGGAAGUUGCAUCGACAGCGACAUUCUGGCACUGGACAUUCUGAAUGCCUAGCAAACCACUGUCUUGCAUGAUCAAGGUGCAGGACGUGGUCACAUCGUAGGCAAAAAGUAGGGAAGCGCCCAGCCAUUUUAGUUUCCUCCUUCUCUUCCGGCUUAUCAGAGCGCGGGACGCCGACAACCUCGAGGCAGACAACACAUCGCGGCAGGUGGCGGCCACAGUUAGGACAGCUGACACCUGCGUUGAUGCUUGUCGCCAGGAGAGGGUUGCGCAUUUCCAUAGCAGACGAUACAGGGCGCGGUGCAUUCGAAGAGGUACCGUUGCCAUGCUGGUUGCUGAGUGUCGUUUCAGCAUCGCAGAAGACGCAGCGAAGGGCUAUCUGGCGGGAAGGCGGCUUUAGGGUCGGGAUACCGUCCCGUUUGGACCGCUUCGUCGAUUCUACCUCAAAUUUGGUCCUCUGGAAGAACAGUUUGUGUCGUUGGAGGUGUACGCGGUAUGCAUUGCGCCAUGCUUCGCACCGAAUAUCGUCAAUGAAGCGAGGGUAGCAUAUGGACAAGACGAGGGUUGCGGUUUGGUAGUCCUGGAACUUUUGGACAUAUCGCGCGAAGAUGUCGACUAGCGAAUCAGUAAUACCGGUGAGGACGAUUCCCUCGAUAUCGCCUUCUUGGAUGGCGCAUUCGACUUGUUGGUUUAGCCAUGCUGUCAGCUGGUCGUCUGUGAAGUUGCGAACUGCUGCAUACACUCUAUCAGCUAGAGGUAGCGUUCGCUGGUUUGCAAUUGUUGUCCAGUCGCCUGUAGCAAUGAGGGAUGAUAUGGCACGGAGAUAAGGGUCUGUCUUGGACGCUACAGUCUCGUCAAAAUCCAGCUGCUCUUUAGCUAACUGCGAGUUACCGCGUCCGACAAGCUGAAGUGCCAGAGACACAAAUAGAAGCUCAGGGUGUGAAGAGCUGGCCUUUUUGAGAAUUUCGAUAGCGCGAGCAGUAUCUCCUUUAAAGAGCGCUCUACACGCUGCCAUGGUGUGUACUGCUGUUGGGUAUUUGGACACAGCCUGGCGAUCCAGGCCUUUUGGAUCAUGCCUCUCAGCAUCUCCCCAACCACAGAUUUCGAGACAGAGUUGUCGAUGGUACGGCCUUUUCGUUGUGACAGCGUCGAACUUUCUAAGAUGUCGCUUUUUACAGUAUGCUGCAAUGCUGCGCUCUAGUUGUGGAGUGUCUGGUGGUGUCAUUCCUGGCUCCAAGCGUGUAGCUGGCGUUCGUCCUAUAGACAAGUUAGUGGAGCUCAAGAGGAAAGGACAGGCGGUUGCUGACCAAAGUUAUUUGUCCAGAUUGACUGGAUUCCUAAGUAGCUCAAGUUGGCACCUGAGAGAAUCAGGGCGCCGUCUUCUGCUGCUUCCUCAGCAUCAGCUACCCAAUCCCACAGGUAGCGCUUCCAAGGGUCAUCUGCAACAAUAUCUCGAUUCAGUGUGGCAUCGAAUAGGUACUUUUCUUUCGCACGUAGUAGCAUGGUAUGAUCUACUAUGCCUUGGGCCUCGCGCGGUAGGCCUUCGGAUAUCAGAGUACCAAGAAGAGCCUCGUGAAACUCUCUGCACGACUCUAGACUAUUUGAUGCAAGAGAAAGGUUGCCGUCUCCUUUUCUCAGUGACCUGACGUUCUUUCCGUCAGUUGUCGACUCGGGAGCGUUGCUCUCAUCUUGCAAAAAGUGCCGGAUACUUCGCAAUUUUCCAGCGAUUGUUGUUGCACUGUAGAAGUCGUCGGGGAGAUUGGGGGAAAUUUGAUCCAAAUGCUCAAUCUCAAGGUUGGGAGAGGGUAUCGACUUUAGUUGGGCUGAGAUAUUUGCCGCAAUCCUUGAUUUCGGAAUUCCAAAUACCGGUGUAUUAUCCAGCACAUGUUGUGUUCGAAUGGGUGCCAGUAUUUCAGAAGAUUCGCUUUCUUGGAAUUGCAUGAUGUCUUGGUAUGGUGUACCAGCUUCGAAGUGUUAGUGCAAACGCCGGAGAAUCUAGUAUGAUGUCGCUUACCAUCUAGCCCUCUAUGAGGUGCUUGCCAUGGAACUAGUUUAUAAAUUUGAUCCGCAGUUCUCGAUGGCUGCUCUAGAAUACCAAAGCUACCAUUGGUCUUCAAUACCAACAGCCUUGGUCGCAGUCCAGGUGAUCCUAAGGUAGCCCAAUCGAAAGAAACAAUACGAUCAUUCUUGUUCGAUGCCUCUCUAUAGGAUACAUCCAUUUCAUGCGAUGUUUGCACCUGUACGAGCUCUGGUCCUUCCUGCAUGGGCAUAUCGGAUGAUGGGACUUCUUUGUUAGUCUCGAGGACCUUGAGCUGCCCAGUUCUCGAGAGAACAGCAAGCAGACCGCGCUGCUCGCGACAGUAACGAAGCGACCGGAUAAGAGAGUGCUUAUUGUCGCUGGAAUUUGGGUCAAUAUCGGCCUCGAUGGCACGAUCUAGGCGCAGUGCGCCACCCCAUGGUACGUCAUCCUCGUCAACUGCUUGGAGGUAUGAGUGCGACGCAACAGCUCGAGAAGUUGCACGGCGGUCCCAGAUUAAUACACCAGGGUGGUCUAGAGCAGAUGAGGCGAAAUAAUUUUGGUCGGCAUAGUCAAUAGCAAGGUUGUUGUUGCACUUUGUUUGGAAAGUGAUUGCAUUUG